AAUGUGGCUAACGUUAGCACAGCAAGUGCACUUCCAUGCAACGACCAGUAACUUUGCGAUACAAUCAAUCUAUGUGGCUGAACUACACAGUGGAGAGAAAAGGGAGUGACUUGAAUACACUUCAUUUAAAUUAGAGUCGUAAAGAAGCCUUCCCUUCAUCAGAGAGGUGAGAUACUGAAUAUCGGCGCCCACAAAUGUGAUCUACCACACUUCUACCACGGCCUGCCUGCUCCAUAAUGGUACCCAGACUAAUGAUUUUAGCCUGCCUCGCCACUGCGAUGGUCCUGGCAGAAGUACAGGAAAACUUCUCCCCUGAAUGCAGAGAGUUCCUAUUUAUGGGAACACCACCUCGGGGACUGGAGGGACCCACCCUAAAGAAGAUCUGCCAGUGGUACAAUGGCAAAGCACGCUAUAUCACCUUAUACGAUGUCGUCAAUCACAUUCCUGUCUACUCGGCCUACACCUUCAAACGCAACGAUGGAUCCAAGCAAGUUGACGUGCCUUGGAUGUAUGAGCCUCAGCUUUCCACUGUCGCUGCCCAUAGAGAAAUGCAGCCCUUUCCCCUUGAGAACGGAAUCCACGACAGCUUUGAGGAUGCCCAGGCAGUCCUUGAGGACUACUCCAACACAGUGAAGUUUGAACGUGGCCACCUCAACCCCGACGAGCACCAGUACCUCCUCGACGACAAGGCGGCCACUUACACUCUCACCAACAUCGUCCCCCAGGCCCGGGAGUUCAACAUCGGCCAGUGGAAGAAGCACGAGCACAUCCUCCGCCGUCGCCUUAACAACUACUGCCGUGGAACAGCCUAUGUGGUGACAGGGAUCACCACCUCAGGCAGCAUGAUUCGCCGACACAACACCUACCGUGUGGCCAUACCGUCUUACUUGUGGUCCGCAUACUGUUGCGUGGACUAUGACCAUAACGCGCCAUUUGAAGAGCGUGCCAAGUUCCCGGCCUUCGCUGUGCACGGUCUCAAUGAAAACGAGGGGGAGGUGGUGGAGAUGUCAGUCCAGAAGCUGGAAGGCUUUCUGCGGAAGAACACCUACGUAGAUGAGUCCUUCCAAAUCUUCUAUGAAGACUGUGUCCCCACUGACACCAGCUUCAUGCACUUCUAGUGCACACACUAAUGUCACCACCUGUCCACAGUAAUAAAUGUUUUAGUUGGCACUUUUUCCAAUUUUGUAAAGAAAGGGCAGAAUGCAUAACAUGUCUAUGGCCCACACCCUACAGCGGCAACAUAAUAUGAGCCUGUACGCUUUAUUUAACUUUGAUAUCAACAUUGAUAAUUGAUCAGAAAUACAGCAUGUUUAUCUUCAUUAUACUUAACA
Molecule: messenger RNA, 1331 nt
Organism: Alosa alosa (allis shad)
Lineage: Eukaryota; Metazoa; Chordata; Actinopteri; Clupeiformes; Clupeidae
Exons: 3
Coding region: 237-1118 (293 amino acids)
Molecular function (GO): hydrolase activity; metal ion binding; nucleic acid binding
Source: RefSeq, a predicted model, not a curated record